This is a messenger RNA of Rosa rugosa (rugosa rose), 619 nucleotides long. Its product is annotated as ferredoxin C 1, chloroplastic. NCBI's taxonomy places the organism in Eukaryota, Viridiplantae, Streptophyta, Magnoliopsida, Rosales, Rosaceae. Bases 68 to 520 code for a protein of 150 amino acids. Gene Ontology annotation, molecular function: electron transfer activity; 2 iron, 2 sulfur cluster binding. Gene Ontology annotation, biological process: electron transport chain. The transcript has a single exon. The record is from RefSeq and is a predicted model, not a curated record.
ACCAUAAGCAAUAAACACAGUGGCACUACCACAAAAAGUGUCUCUCAUUUCCCACCUCAGAAAAUUAAUGGCAACCCUUCACUUCACUCCAUCUCCUUGUUUCACUCUCAACCCAAAACAGCCACACACGACCCAACUGCCCUCUCCUUUUCAGCUCAUUCUCCGGCCAGCACGGCACCGUACACGGCGGCAGUGCAAUGUGGUCCGGUCGUACAAGGUUGUGGUGGAGCACGAGGGCAAGUCCACUGAACUUGAGGUGGAGCCAGAUGAGACCAUACUAGAAAAGGCAUUGGAGUCUGGAUUGUCUGCGCCGCACGACUGCAAGCUUGGGGUGUGCAUGACUUGCCCGGCUAAGCUUCUCGCCGGCGAGGUGGACCAGAGUGAAGGUAUGCUGAGUGAUGAUGUGGUGGAGAGGGGGUAUACAUUGCUCUGUGUUUCGUAUCCCAAAUCGGAUUGUCACAUUCGGACCAUACCGGAAGAGGAGCUGCUAUCACUGCAAUUAGCAACAGCUAAUGACUAGAAAUUUUGGGUUUUGAGGAGUGGGGGGUUGCGGGAAAUUGAGGCAUGUUUUGUAUUGAGUUAUGGAUUGUUGAAUAGAAGUUGUAUGUGCUUUGGUUUA